Penicillium brasilianum is the source of this 1631-nucleotide messenger RNA. NCBI's taxonomy places the organism in Eukaryota, Fungi, Ascomycota, Eurotiomycetes, Eurotiales, Aspergillaceae. The record is from the annotation of a GenBank genome assembly.
GUUGAUCUGAUAAUAUUUUCUUUUUCCCAGUGGAACUUGGCGGGUCUAUCCAUACCAUCCCUAUCAACUCUAUACACAAAGACUGCCCUUCCAGUCUGCGAUAGUUUCUUCCUCUAUUGUUUCCUUUUUUUUUCAAUCCUACCUUCUUCAUCACCUAUACAAUGCCCUCCUCCGCACCCCUCAUCCGCGCAAAGGCCAAUGGCCAUCACGGCCACAACGGCCAUAAAGCCGAGAUCCCCAUUAGCUACGACAUCAACAUCCCCUAUGUCGACGUCGACAAAAUCUCCCAGAUCAACACCCCAUACCCCCAAUACCUCCCAACCUGGGAUCCAAUCUGGUUCGACCCCCUCACACCCUUCGAAUACCUCGAUCCAGCCCUGCGCGUCAAAGACCCCGCCAUGCGCAACCUCCUCACCCCGGACGUAACCGUCAAACACAUCCAGCCCAGCAUCGGCUCCGUCGUCGAAGGCGUCCAGCUAAACUGUCUCUCCGACGCCGCCAAAGACGAACUCGCCCUCCUCAUCUCCCAGCGCAAAGUCCUCGCCUUCCCGGACCAGGAUCUGAUCGAUGACGGGCCCGAGGCGCAGGAGUCGUUUAUGCGGUACUUUGGCAAACCCAAUUACCAGCCCGUUUCGGGCACCGUGCGCAACCACCCGGCUUUCCACGUUAUUCAUCGCGAUGGCAACCGUGACGAGAUUGCCCGGUUUUUGGACGCCCGCACGACGACGACCCUCUGGCACCAGGAUGUCAGUUAUGAAAUCCAGCCCCCCGGCUAUGUCAUGUUGGGUCUGUUGCAGGGGCCCGAGGUGGGCGGGGAUACCGUCUUCGCGGCGACGGAUAUGGCGUAUAAGCGGUUGUCGCCGACGUUGCGCUCGUUCUUGGAUACGUUGAAGUGCGUGCAUUCGUCGGCGAAGAUGAUUGCGCAUACGCGGUUGACGGGCGGUUUGGUGCGCAAGGACCCCGUUGAUACGGUGCACCCGUUGAUUCGUGUCCACCCCGUUACUGGGGAGAAGUGUUUGUUCCUGAAUGCCGAGUUCAUUACCAAGAUUCAGGGAAUGAAGGAGCCCGAGGUCAAGUGGAUGUUGGAUUUCUUGAUGAAUCAUAUUAUUGCCGGUCAUGAUUUCCAGGCGAGAGUUCGUUGGCAGCCGCGGACUGUCGUCAUGUUUGACAAUCGGUCCACUACUCAUUCUGCGAUCGUGGACUAUCUCGAUGAAGAAUACGGCGCGAAGGCACGGCAUAUCUUCCGGCUGUGUGCCCUGGGCGAGAAGCCAAUUCCCGUGUACGACGAGUUCGAGUAAAAAGACCACCGCCAUGUCUCUGUUUAUGCUAGCGAUUCGGGUCUCCUUUCCUUGUUUUUUUUUUUUUUCAUCUGAUAGACGGUCUUUCAAGUGUUCCGGUGUUUUGGUUUAGACCGCGUGCUUUUUUUUCUGGGAAAAUAUCUACUCUGUUCUUCGUUUCGGGAUGGUUGAAAACUACGACCGCUUAAUGGCAAUUUCAUGACCAAAACCACUUACGAUGAAUGAUGGCUUACUCUUGAGUCAAUACUUGGAAAAGAAAAAGCAAGUGUCCAUGUAGAUCUAGAUCUCCUUAUAUUGCAGAACGAAAAUGUCGUUUAAUUACCACACCCUCAA